CCCACAAGCAACGCCUUUGUAAAUCGAAUCAAAGCAAGCAAGAAAAACCAAAGGCACAUCCGAUUCACAAAAGAGAGAAAAAGGAGAGAGGUUACUAAACUUGCAAUGGAAAACACAUCAUCUUUGGAGUUCCUUCUCCUCCAAGAAGUUCAAUUCUUGGAAGUGAAAGAUGAUCUUCUCUCCCAGUGGGAAUUUGUCAACGUUGUGGAUUCUGAAGCAGCAGCAGCAGAAGAAGAAGACGACGAUGCAGAUGGUGAUUGCGUUCCCCAGAAGAGACCUGGUUCGUGGGUUUCUUCGAUUUCCUGGUCCAUUUCUCCCAAUACAGGCCCGAUCGACGGCAUUCGUUUUUACCUUCCUCAUUUCGAUGCCCCAAAACUGAAGGACCAGCCUGAUGACGUCGAUGAUAGCAACGCCGAUCGUCGUUUUGAUGGCGUUGAGGAUGAGAUCGAUGGGUCUCAAUUCGGUAAUGGUGAUGCAGGCGGUUGCGAUGGGGAUGACUACGAGGAUAUGGAUGAUUAUGAUGGGUAUGAUUUGGACGAUGAGCUCGUUCCGUGGUCUGUGAACGCUAAAUUUGGGAGGCAAAGGAUGAGGAAAUUGGGGAAAAGGGCAUUUUCGAAGAUGAACAAUUCCAAGAGGUCACCCUAUCUGUUUGUAAGGCCUGGGUGUGUUCGUGGCAAGCAUGGGCUGGGUCUUAAGCACAAUUACUAGCUUUUAAGCGCAAGGUAUUUAGAGACUCAUAUUCAAGAAAUAGACUCGAAUUGGGGUUAAGAUGUAAUUGAUCCUUAGGGUAAGAUAGCACGUUUUUCUUUUAUGUGGAUGCCAUUUGUUGUGUAUAUGUAAUUAUAGAUUUGAUAGAAUUGUCUUUCCUUUGACGUUGCUUGGUUAAUUGCUUGGGUCAACACCGAUCGCUUCUGACCUGACUGUAAAAACUUAACAGAAAAUGGGCAUCCUGAAUAAAAGAUCAAGGAGCUUGAAUUGAAA
Molecule: messenger RNA, 981 nt
Organism: Prosopis cineraria
Lineage: Eukaryota; Viridiplantae; Streptophyta; Magnoliopsida; Fabales; Fabaceae
Exons: 1
Coding region: 106-708 (200 amino acids)
Source: RefSeq, a predicted model, not a curated record